This is a messenger RNA of Gigantopelta aegis, 2994 nucleotides long. RefSeq names its product caltractin. The transcript is spliced from 5 exons. Gene Ontology annotation, biological process: mitotic cell cycle; centriole replication. The record is from RefSeq and is a predicted model, not a curated record. Gene Ontology annotation, cellular component: centrosome; centriole. Lineage: Eukaryota; Metazoa; Mollusca; Gastropoda; Neomphalida; Peltospiridae. Gene Ontology annotation, molecular function: calcium ion binding. Bases 80 to 592 code for a protein of 170 amino acids.
AUUUUUUCUCCGCUAUUAAACAUCCGGGAAACAAAGACGCCUGGUUCGUUUCGAAGAUCAACAAACCGCAAGAGAAAGCAUGGCUAGUUUCAAAAGAAGUACAUUGGCUGGUGGGGGUAGAAAGAAGACUGGCCCUAAACCAGAACUGACAGAAGAACAGAAGCAAGAGAUCAGAGAAGCAUUUGAUUUAUUUGAUGCAGAUGGCUCAGGAACAAUUGAUGCUAAAGAACUUAAAGUAGCGAUGAGAGCAUUAGGUUUUGAACCAAAGAAAGAAGAAAUUAAGAAGAUGAUAGCAGAUCUUGAUAAGGAGGGUUUAGGUACAAUUGAUUUCAAUGACUUUUUGAAUAUUAUGACACAAAAAAUGAGUGAAAAGGACGCCAAAGAGGAAAUUCUUAAAGCUUUCAGACUUUUUGAUGAUGAUGAAACUGGAAAAAUCUCAUUUAAGAAUCUUAAACGUGUCUGCAAGGAACUCGGAGAAAAUCUAACUGAUGAGGAAUUGCAGGAAAUGAUUGAUGAAGCAGAUCGUGAUGGUGAUGGUGAAAUUAACCAGGAAGAAUUCUUAAGGAUUAUGAAAAAGACCAGUUUAUAUUAGAAGACUGAAAAUACAUACAUAGUUUUAUUGGAAGUAUUAUCGAUGGUUGGAAACCUCUGACACACAAGAUACAUAUGUGGUUGUCUCAAUGUGCUGAAUGUCAACUUGUUGAAAUACAUGUGUAUAUAAAUGUACAGGCUCUGGUUAUGUACAUACAGACUAAAUGAGCCUUUCUACAUAAAAAAUAAAAUGGCAUUGGCCUGUUGUAAAUAAAACAGCAAAAACAAAAAACACACAACUUAUUUUUGCCUUAGAAUAAAUUUGAUAAAAAUUUCUGAAUAUUUUUCUUCCAAGUCAUGUGACCAGAUGAAUCUUUGCUUAUUUUCUUAUUUAUUAUUAUUAUUAUUUUUAUUCCUGAUAUGAUUAACAAGAUUGUUAAUCUUUUUAGAUUAUCUGACAGUGAUAAAAACAACAAAACGGAUAUAAAUUUUCUCAGGGGAAUUGAAUGAAAACAAUACCAGUAUAUUAUUUUUAAAGUGUUUACCUUACUGUACUUUCUAUGAAAAUUAUUUCAUUAAGUUUACAGGCUGCAACUUUAGCAGGAUUCUUUGCUUCUGUGAAUCCCAAAUUUUGGGCCAGAAGUGUAUGAUUAUGAGAUCGAAUCCCAAAAUGUUUAUAUUACAUUAUUUUAUGAUUCUGGUGACUUCAAAAAAAAACAAAUCAAUGUUUGGCAUAUAUUAUGAAUUUAUGUGCCUUUUUUUGUUUCAAUAUAUAAACUAUUCUAUAUUUUUAGUUUACUGGGAUGUCAAUUUUCAACGGAUUUCAAACCUUUUGUGGUCCAAGUGUUUCAAGUUUGGGUUCAAGUUUCCUAUUUAUCAGGAAGUUUCUAUUGCACUAGUGCUUAAAAUUGUGAUUUAAUGCAUUCUACAAACUACAGUAUUUAUGAGCUUUUUUUUUCAGAUUUUUCAGACUUCAGAUUUUUUUUUACUCUUUCCUAAUGACAUUCCUGGGUAUAGCAACGGCUGGUUUCUUUGAUAUGUCACUUAUUGGUCAUCAAACAUCGGGUUUUCUUUUAUGUGGGUAAAAAUGGAUAUAAAAUUCAUAGAUAAUAAUAAAAUGUUGAUUACAAACAACAAUGGUUCAACGGUCAUAAUCAAAAUCAGAUUAUAGUAAUAAAUUUCUUCUUGGUGCAUUGAACAGUCACAGUUUAAUAAAGGGACCAGUGUUUAUUAACAAGUUCAUUAUUGUAUUUAAUUCUGUUGUGCAUCAGAAGAGGGUUUUUUUUUUUAUCGAAUACCUCUGAACUAAAUGUAUGUAUUUUUAACCCAUGUAAUGAAAGCUGUGGCAGAUAGCUAAGUGAGAAAUAUUAUCUAGGAUAAAAUGUCAAUUCAUAGUUUAUACUCCUGUUUAUUUUAGUGUUUUCACAAUACCAGGCAAGCUAAUUAAAAGUUGUUUUAUACUGUAUACUUUCGGGAAAUCUUUCCAUCACUGUCGGAUCAAAUUCAUGCUACUUUUAAGUUUUAUCCAGCAGAGGUUAAUUCAUGCAACACAUUCCAGUGGCAGUGUGCUUUUCAUUAACUAAUUUAAAUGUGUCAAUGUUUUGCGAUAUGGGAUCCAAAUUCAGACUUUUUUUCUUUUUGUUUUCAGACUUCUUGGUGGUGUCAUUUUUCUCUUAACACAGUUUCUUGCCAGUAAAUUCUACUCUUUAUUAGCUACUUUUAUCUAAUAAAAAUAAAUAAAAAUUAUAAAUUUUUACAGUUGUAUUAUUACUUCUUUUGGUCCCAGUAUAGCCCUUAUGUUUUGCAUUACAAAUUCAAACUCCACACAAAGCUGAUAUAUGUUAACUGUGGGAUAACGCAUGCUGUGUAGCAGUUCCAACCCAGAGUUUCAUUAACUCCGUUUUUAAUAGUAAGACUACUACACCAACCUUUAUUUCACUAAUCACCAAUCCUUAUCAUAUAUAGCAAUGUGUGCCUAGGACAGCACCUUGAUUUACAAGGGGUGAAGUGAAGUGAAGUGUUUAACCUUUGGUAGAAAUUUAUAAUCGGAUUUGAAGAUCCAAAAAUUAUUUGUCAGUACAGAUUUUCUUACAUAUGUGUGUAAAAUAAAAGAUUUUAAAUUCAUGUAUGUUUAGUGUAGCAAAUUAUCAAAAAGUUCUGUACCUAGUUUGGUAUGUAACAGAACUGAUGGCUUGUGAUUUGAGAUCUGUUUGUGCUAUUCAUUAAAUAUUCCAUUAUUAUCCAAUCACAUUUUGCGUUGUACAUGUAUAUCAUUUGACAUACUAUAUUGCAUGUUUGCAAUCUUCAUAGCAGAUGUGUUGGUACAUCUAUAUCUUGCAACACUAUUCAUUUAAAAUGUCUUUAAGGUCACAAGUUUUGAAUAUAACUCAUACUACAAUAUUGUCAUGUUUGUGCUGUAUUAUAUGUGUAGAUAAUGUACGUAUUAAAAUAUAACAAAACAUU